AUGGCUAAAUUUUACACAUUUUUACGCUAUCGCAAGUUCCUUGAAACUGCGUGCAAUCGCUUGGAUAGAUUUCACUACGAACAUCGGCAUCAUGAACAGAAUAAUGCAUCGCUUCUCUUACUCAUGGAACGGAUUUGUAUGGUGACAAAGCUGAUCACGAUACAGAUUAUCCUACCUGUCUUCGUGCUUGCAGUAGCUCCGAUUGUACAAUAUAUCCUCAAAGGCGAAAAAGUGCUGCCAUAUGCCAUUGUCAUUGUCUUUACCGACCCGGAAAUCACAUCACAUUUUCUGCUUAAUAUUGCCAUACAGUACUAUCUCAUGGUAGUAGGAAUUGCCGGAUUCCUAGCUGCAGAAAGUGUUUUAAUACUGUUUGUCACCAGUAUGGCUGGAUAUGCUGAUGUCCUAAAGAAUAAAAUUGAUGAAAUGAACGACACCCUGCUGGACGCAGAGAACUCUGAUGAUCGAACUGCGGUCAAAUCGAAACUGCGUGAGAUAUUGCUGCUUCAUCAACGAGUUUUAAAGUGA
Anopheles moucheti is the source of this 525-nucleotide messenger RNA. RefSeq lists its product as uncharacterized. NCBI's taxonomy places the organism in Eukaryota, Metazoa, Arthropoda, Insecta, Diptera, Culicidae. Gene Ontology annotation, biological process: sensory perception of smell. Gene Ontology annotation, cellular component: membrane. Gene Ontology annotation, molecular function: odorant binding; olfactory receptor activity. The record is from RefSeq and is a predicted model, not a curated record. The coding region runs from base 1 to 525 and encodes 174 amino acids. The transcript has a single exon.